AUGUUGCCUUUACCACUAUUAACAUUGCUAUUAUUACUCACCCCCUCUCCCGUUGCCCCCGUUUCACUCCCCCUUCGGUCCAUAUUCCGUCGCGCCGACGCCUCGGAAGACCAUCCUAUUAACCUCCCCCCACAAUCAGAAAUUGAGCCAGGAUCGGUCGUGUGUCGACCUUUUGGUGUCUGUGAGCCAUGUCCAGCAGAAGCAUUAAGCCAGCCUUAUUGCCAACCAUUCGGCAAUCGACGACUCAUUCACUGUCUUCCCUAUUCCUCCCUACCACAAACGGGGGAAGGUACUCUCAAGACAGGAGAUGACGGAGAGGUCUUGGGUGAAACACCAGCGUGGGAGGCGUGCGGGAAGGUAGUGAGCAGGGAGCUCGCAGACUUUUGGGAGUUCGUGAUGUUUAAUUUGGUACUAUUAGCCAUCGCGGGCGCCGUGUACCUGCUGAGAAGCCGGAAACUCGCAGCGUUGCAGUAUCGACAACUGGUAGCACGAAUAGGACUGUCGCGAGGUACAGGGUGGCAGGACGGGUGA
Molecule: messenger RNA, 531 nt
Organism: Dacryopinax primogenitus
Lineage: Eukaryota; Fungi; Basidiomycota; Dacrymycetes; Dacrymycetales; Dacrymycetaceae
Exons: 4
Coding region: 1-531 (176 amino acids)
Source: RefSeq, a predicted model, not a curated record